AUGUUUUCAAGCACUUUUUUCCACAGACACUUUACAUUGUUUGUUCAGACUGCCACUGAUGCGCUAUCGAUCAGUUUAACCGUACUGUUUCGUGAUCGAGCUAUCGCCUGUCUACCGCUUUACAGUAAUAAUUACCGACCUUUUACGUCGGCUUUAUUGGUUGGUCUCAAAGACGCAGAAGCAUCGGUCAGUGUGGUACAUGGAGCUUAUGCUGAGGCCAAAUUUACGGAUUUUAAAGUUGUUUUCGUGGAUAAUUUGGAAGAGGUUGUUCGGAGCAAAGCAGUGGAAAGCGCUCGUGACACCACAAUGAGAAAGCAGCGAGAAACAUCACUGGAAGAAGCAUGGAUCAAUGGUCAGGAAACAAUACGUACAAAUUUCGCUUUGUUUCCGCUGGGCGUUUGUAAAAUAAUCUCCAAAAAAGUAAAGCGUUCAGCAGACGACAGUCGGAUGUUUGUGAUAUCGGUGCAGUGCUCUUUCAAAGGACUCACUUUUGACAUCGACAGUAAUAUUGGACAUCUACUUGGAGCACUUAAAAAUACUUGUGCUGCCAUUGAUGAAGAUCAGGAUCUGGAUCCAAGUGAAUAUCAGUCUCUAAAAGUCACAUUGGGCGAAGCAGAACACGAUGAAGAUCUCGAUCCAAAAAACGAAUACGCUUGUCUCGUAAAGCCAGAAAGCCGAAUUCGCUGGGUUGAACAAAAAGUUAGUAUUAUCCCGCUGCUUAAAUACCACUGA
Messenger RNA from Gongylonema pulchrum, 732 nucleotides. The record is from the annotation of a GenBank genome assembly. NCBI's taxonomy places the organism in Eukaryota, Metazoa, Nematoda, Chromadorea, Rhabditida, Gongylonematidae.